AACGAUGAAAACUUCGUGGCCGUCGCGCUCGUCAUCAACCGCUCCCGCGACGGACCCGCCUUUGUCUUCCACUAUCCCUCCCAUGUCCCGGCGCUCUCCAACCUCGCCGACAAGGCAAAGAACAUUGACGCCGAGGACGUGCUUUUCGAGCGCCUGUCACAGCCUGCUGGCGCCGAGCCCGCGCCGGAGCCCUCCGAGAACCGUGGCAGCGUUCGUGAUGACCACUACGUGACCGAAUCGGGAUCGCAGGUCGUGCCUUGGGAACAUGUAGCCGGCUUUCCAGCCCGUGAUCUUGCCGGCAUCUUGACUCCUGCUCGCUCCUAUCACAAGAGGCUUUUCCAGCUCUCUCUCGACCCGCUCCUCUGUGUCUCUUAUCCCAUCCACGUACCUGAAAAUGGCAAGUGGAAGAAGCCGAAAAAGGCCAGCAAGGCAAAGGCUGCCAAGGAGCUUGAUGAGGGCAUUGCACCAGACGAGCCCAACCCUCCCGUACGUGUAACCAAGGCCGAGCCAAGCAAAGAAAAGGCCAAGGAGGGCAAGAAGGAUGACGCGGAGGAAGAGAAGCGAAGCUCCAUGACCAUGUUCAACUUGGUCUUCUUUCUGAAUCCCAAGAAGCAUGAGACUAGGGAGCUCGUUGAUUCCUUGUAUUCCAACAUUGUGAAAAAGGUCAACAAGGCGUACCAGUACAGCCAACAGCACAGCGAGUUUGUGUGGAAGGAGUCUAAGCGCAUCCUAGCCGCAAAGGACAGAGCUCGUGAAGAAACGUCUAUGCGUGAAAUCUACGACGCCGUCUCUCAGAACAGGAUUGCCACUUUGCAUCUGGAUACUGUAGACGGCAUCCUGACACCGUCUGUUCAGAUCCCUGUCCCCCUAUUCGUUGCGGAUCUGCCUCCGGAAGACGAUGAGCGGCAUCGCGGGCUUUGGCUCACCACGGCCAACGCCUUGCUGAGCCAAGAUGCCCUCGAAGAGCCAGGCUUCUUGGAUCGCAACUUUGCUCUGUUGCUCACAGACGAUGAAAAGAAGAUUGUCGCUGAGCUGGGCAAUGAUCGUGAUCCCACCGCUUCAUCCAUGGCUGAGUUUGCGCGACUUUCUAAACCGACAAUGUCCUUCUAUCAAGUGGGCCAAAGCAACACCCUCACUCUGGAUCAAGUCCGCAAGUAUGCCCAGCACUUCAUCUUUUGGCGUCGUGCCAUGGCCAUCCCGCCACUUCAUCCUCGAGACAUCUACAUGGUCUCCCCAAACUGCGAUCUUGAGAGGCUAUCUCAAGAUGCCCAGGACUGGCAGACGGCCUUUCCUCUGGCCCCGCCUCUGCCGACUUUCCUAGCUGAGCUCUCCGUCUUGCCUCGGCCUUAUAAAUUCAUCACUCCCAGCAAGGCUCACCGACCGCUCUAUCUCCGCAUGCUGGCUUGGCUGAUGCGAGGCGGCUGGGUGACCCAGCUUUGCACGUUUGCCUAUGUCGUUGUAUGGCCGGAAAUCUUGUACGAGGUUGACUACGAGAUUGAAGCAGAGGAACUUGGCGUCGCCACCUCUGUCGACGGAACCGAUACCACUAGCAUCCAUACCGCCCAAAGCACUCUGGAUGGGCAAUCCACACACUCAUCACUCACGUCGCCGCCGCUACAACUACCUUUGCAGCAGCAGCAGCAGCAGCAACCACAACAAUCACAGACCCAAGCUCAGGCACAGCCAAACAUGCCCAAUCCAUCUACCACAUCCGCAGCCGAACACUCCGCCGAAAUGGCCCGCCUCGAGCGCAUCGCCAUGAAAGCCCACCGCGAACUCGCCGACAAGGCCACCGCCCACGCCCGCAAAGUCGCCCCCGUCGCAACCGCCAACCCGUCCCUCAACGACGCGCCUCACCUCGCCGGCCUCACGCCGCACAUCAUCGUCGACCCUAAAAAGGCCACGGGUAAAGAGUCACGGUACCUGUCUGCCAUUGCGCGGCGCUUCAAGGACGAGGAGCACCGCUCGGCGUGGCAGCUCAUGUGUAAAUACUUUGAUGGGCGGUGUGCUUUGGAGAGGAUCGCUCUGCAGGAGGACAUGAAGCGGAAAAAGACAUGGACACUGGUGACGAGUAUGAGGGAGUACCUUUUGACUACAAGACAUUGGUGA
Trichoderma atroviride IMI 206040 is the source of this 2109-nucleotide messenger RNA. Lineage: Eukaryota; Fungi; Ascomycota; Sordariomycetes; Hypocreales; Hypocreaceae. The record is from RefSeq and is a predicted model, not a curated record.